CACAACCAUAGCGGUGUUGCUCAUAACGUGGGAAGACUUCUCAGGAAGUCACCGUGUCAGCCAUCGCAGCCAAUAUUGUCACAGCCCAACAGUCACCAGCCGAUAUCAUGAAUCCGCUCUAUGUGCUUCUUGCGGCCACUUUGCUGGUUGCCAGUAUCGACGCCGUAUAUUACGGUAGCUAUGGUAGCUACGGUGGCUACGGCCGAGGAAGCUACGCCGGCUACGGAGGAUACGGAAGCCAAGGAGGCCAAGGAGGCCAAGGUGGCUACGCCGGCCACGGUGGCUACGGCGGGCAUCCGAUGUAUCGCUGGGGACGUCAGAAGAGACAUGCAAGGAAACGGACAUUCAACUUUGAGAAAUAAAAGUCUUUCUAAUCCCGAUAGUGCAGAUGGCUACAGCCGAUCAGUUGUCAACUACUACAGGGCGGCCCAGAAUUAUUUUCCCUCACACAAUGGAUACACAAUAGAAUUCUAUUGUCCAAAGGAAAAUAAUUCUGGGCCACCCCGAAUAAAACCAAAAGAUGUACAGCAGAAGUGUAUACUAAUAUCGUUAUCAUUCCUUGUAUGCAGUGUCAGCAUAAUAAAUGCAAUUUAUUCAAAGAAUGUUCAAAAAUAA
This is a messenger RNA of Lineus longissimus, 615 nucleotides long. RefSeq lists its product as uncharacterized. NCBI's taxonomy places the organism in Eukaryota, Metazoa, Nemertea, Pilidiophora, Heteronemertea, Lineidae. The transcript has 3 exons. The record is from RefSeq and is a predicted model, not a curated record. Bases 121 to 615 code for a protein of 164 amino acids.